Messenger RNA from Ochlerotatus camptorhynchus, 1083 nucleotides. Its product is annotated as GDP-D-glucose phosphorylase 1-like. Gene Ontology annotation, cellular component: cytoplasm. The transcript is spliced from 3 exons. Bases 91 to 1074 code for a protein of 327 amino acids. Gene Ontology annotation, molecular function: GDP-D-glucose phosphorylase activity. NCBI's taxonomy places the organism in Eukaryota, Metazoa, Arthropoda, Insecta, Diptera, Culicidae. Gene Ontology annotation, biological process: glucose metabolic process. The record is from RefSeq and is a predicted model, not a curated record.
CGUGGUGCUCCGUAUCUGUGAUAAAACCAGUGACCAUUUACCCCUAAAAAACGUACCCAGAUUGCAAAUCUACGAGUGAUACCAAGCAGAAUGUUAUCCACAUCAAUCCCGAAGCUAGGGGACAUCGAUAAUCUACAGCACAUCAUCCAAUCCCGCUGGACGGAAUUACACGACCACCAGCCGGAGCAGGGAGUUUUUCGCUAUCGGCUGACAAUCGAACGGGAGAGAGUGACCGACGACGGGAGAUGCGGAUUUCUCUUGCAGCUAAAUCGCAAACGUACGACGGAGCGCCGCAAGCCGGACAUCAUGGCGAGUGUUGUUCCUGCCUUCGAUCCCACUAGGUUCAACUUCAAUAAAGUCAAUUCCAGGGAGGUUUUGCUGGAAGUUAGAUGCGGAGGUAGCUUGGUCUCGAUAUUGAUCAACAACAGUCCACUGACGAGCUACCACUCGCUGAUAGUGCCCGAUCGGGAUCGAAACUUACCACAAGUUUUGACCCAAGAAAGCUUGGACGUAGCAGUAAAUCUUCUGUUGCGACUAGAAGAUCGAAACUAUCGGAUCGGUUACAACAGCCCGGGUGCUUUGGCCUCCGUUAACCAUUUGCAUUUCCAUUUGAUGCACCUCACCCACAAGCUUUACGUGGAAGAUGCGCCCGUCACAGCUUUGGCCCAUCAUCUCUUCCGUCUGGACAACCAUCCAGCUAGGGCGUACUGUUUCCUUCUUCAGCCCAACACCCCACCAACGCACUUCGCCCAGCGAAUUUACCGUCUAAUAACCAUCCUCCUAUCGGGCAACAUCGCUCACAAUCUGCUUCUUACGUGGAAUGGUUCGAGGGACACGCUCCGGGCGUUGAUUUACCCCCGCCUGAGGCCAUGUGAGAACAAACAGGUGUCCCCAUUUAAUGUGGCCUUCUGUGAACUCAGUGGCUUCGUUCCUCUCGGCGAUGAAUCGGAUUACGAACGACUGGACGAACUCCAACUGGCGACGUACUUCCGAGAGGCUCAAGGCAUCGAUGAAAACCUUCACCACCAGUUGGAUCAGACAGUACUGGAUGGAUUAGGAGAGGACGAAGGAUGAAGUGAUUCG